AUGUGUCAGGUAGUUGAAGAAAACGGCAACAAACCCCAGAAGGAGAGUCAGAGUCAGAAUCAGAAUCAGAGCUGCGGCGCGUCAUCUGAGGCUACGGGAUCGACGCAGGGUCUCAAGCCUGUCGAUCAGCCUCGGUAUCACGUCGAGACCUUCCCCAUCCCCGCUCCCCUGUCGGAAUAUGACCUUGAUUACCGACGCACCAUGACCAUUGAGUCCCAGCAGCGACUGUGGCCCCAGGACAUCUGGGUUCACAGUCCACAUGGACGACAGCUGUACCAGCCUGUGCUGAUGUUUGCGACUGCGCCGGAGCACAAGCCGGAGACGAACGGAAGCGCUUCUAAGAGCGGUUAA
This is a messenger RNA of Fusarium proliferatum ET1, 351 nucleotides long. RefSeq lists its product as uncharacterized. The transcript has a single exon. The coding region runs from base 1 to 351 and encodes 116 amino acids. The record is from RefSeq and is a predicted model, not a curated record. Lineage: Eukaryota; Fungi; Ascomycota; Sordariomycetes; Hypocreales; Nectriaceae.